This is a messenger RNA of Penaeus vannamei (Pacific white shrimp), 1709 nucleotides long. The record is from RefSeq and is a predicted model, not a curated record. NCBI's taxonomy places the organism in Eukaryota, Metazoa, Arthropoda, Malacostraca, Decapoda, Penaeidae.
GAUACGGCAUUGAGAACUCAGAGCUGGGCGACUACGAGGAAGACGAGGAGGACGAGGACGAGGACCAGGAGGAGGCGGGAAGGAGAGGAAGGCGAGACGGAGACCCAGACGCCGUCAAGACCAAGAAGAAGAAGAAGAUCACCCGCCCGGUGAGCUUUGCUGGGAUGGAAGAUCUCAAGAGACAGAGAAACCGCCGAGACGAGAUGAGGAAGAGGCGCAAUCAGGAAUUGUCGCAGUUCCGUCAGAUGCUGUGUGCUGGUAAGAACAUUUCCACAAGGGAAAUGUUUGAGUCUGGAAGCCUGGAUGGCCAGAAUGACAAAACAAGCGGCCAGAGCAAAUCAACAUUGAAGGUCGUCCCGCCACAAAGAACCUGAGGGAAAGAUUCGAGAAGGGAGAGCUUGGUGGUAGCCUUGACGACCAGAAAGAAGUUGAUGAAGUUUUCCGGAACAGUGAGACAGCCAGCAAGGCUCGUAACCUGUUCAAGCAGAUGGAAUCAGGAGAAGGCCAGGAGAAUGAUGAGCGAGCUACCAAAGCCUCGUGAAAACAGGUUAUCAAAAGAGGGCUGUGAUGAUGAGGAAGUGGCCGACUUCUACGGACGUGAUCCUAAUCUUGUCAAGUACACUGACAACCUAGAGGAACCAUUAGAUUGUCGCAAGACCAAAAGUGUGCUUGCCAUGUUCAGGAAAAUGGAAAUGCAAGAGGAUGACGAUGCCAAAGGCCCGCGACCACUGAAGCGCUUCACGCCACCACCAGAGGGUGAAUAUGAUGAUUCAGAUGACGAAGAGUAUUCUGAUGAAGAGUACUCGGAUGAAGAGGAUGAAGAAGAUGAUGAUGAAGAUGAGGAGGAGGAGUCUGAUGAUGAUGAUGAGAGACCUAGGAAACCAAAGUACAAGGAUGAAAUCUUAGAGAUGCUGAGUGCCAGAAAAGCAGCUUCGCUGCGAGCCAAAUUCGAGCGGUGGGAGUCAGAGGUUGAGCACAACAACGAGUACAACCGCAAUGAAAGGAACGAAGAUGACGAAGAGUGUAUGCCGUCCAUUGACACCGCCCGCAACCUCCGUGCCAUGUUUGAGAACAAGGCCCAGGAGGCAAGCCGGCCGGUCGUAAGCAGUCAACCCAAGUUGAAGGUCACAGAUUUUGUGAUAUAUAUCUUUUGUGCCUUCUCAGUAGGGAAUUAUUGGAUUGCACUCCGCAUGAAACUGAAAAAGAGCAUGACACUACAGAAACAUAAUCUGAACAAAAAUACACAAGUGAUUGAAGACAUAAAGGCUACACCCAAGAAUGACAUGGUGAUGAUAGCCAGAUGUAAGGAUGAAUGUCUCAUCUACACAAUGAGAAAUGAUAACAGAACAGCUUAUGGAUGGACACAACUAACCACAGACUUGAGUUAUGGCAUUGUGGCUGACUGUCCACUUCCCUCCACCAGUGAGACUUGCCACGACGCCUGCAACCCCAGUCAUCCGUCAUCGUUCAUUCAGCAGUUGUGCACAUCACUUCCUUUCUUCAAACCACAUGGACUGCCACGUUCAGAAACUCUGCUCCAGCUUGAUUCCAAUAUGCAAGGUUUACACCUCAUUAGUAACUCCAUAAAAACAGCAGAUAUCGUUCUGUUGUCUCUCAUUGUUAAUCAUGUGGCCCUUCAAGUUAACACGAUUAUGACUGUGCUCUCAUACUCUAAGAGAAUCAAAGAGAUGACACAUAAUGAGAAGUAA